Messenger RNA from Chondrus crispus (carragheen), 1710 nucleotides. RefSeq lists its product as hypothetical. The coding region runs from base 1 to 1710 and encodes 569 amino acids. The transcript has a single exon. The record is from RefSeq and is a predicted model, not a curated record. NCBI's taxonomy places the organism in Eukaryota, Rhodophyta, Florideophyceae, Gigartinales, Gigartinaceae.
AUGCUCAAGAAGCUCUGUUCUCGACAACUCCAAAGUGAAAGAAUGGUGAGAGCUAGGAAGAAGAACCACAGCGUGCUUAUUGGGUCAACCGGAAUCCUUUUUCUUGUUCUUUGCUGGAAUUUCAAACCGCCUUCGCAAAGGCCGAACAAUUUGCGAAACAACUUGCAUACAACUGAGCAACGAGAGCGACACAUAAAGGUCAUUGAAGUCGAGUCUGCCAAGGAUGCUCUCCCCGAAGUAGCAAAUGACCGAGAUCAUUCACAAGAGCAACAUUCGGAUCCUUCUCCGACAACAGGUACUGCAACUGACGUGGAUUUAGACAACAGGCAGUCGGGAUAUGCCCUACCCCGUAUAAAUGGAGGGCUCGUUUUCAACGUUCCGGCCUCCUGGAAUAGACUCCAUGCUCCUUGGUUCCAACCCGACGCCGUUAAGUUGUUGACGCCCAAGGAAUCAAACCACAGAUACUUAUAUGCAGCAACUAGAAUCAGCACUAGUGACGGAAUCGGACACUCUAUGGGUGUGGUUAAUCGCGAUUUCAAUUUUGCGAUUAGUCUCAAGCUAACGUAUACACAUCGUCUUGGAACAUACUCAUCGCUGACAUUCGAAGACAGAAAUGCAGUGGAGGCCUUCUUCGGGUGGGGCUCUGGGGAAGUGCCGAGAACAAAAAUCCAGCAAGAAGGGUGCGUUCCGCAGGGGGGUUUUUGGCCGGAACCCAACCAGACGACAGCGUGUCAUACCUGUGAACGUCCUAGGAUUAGCGGCGCACUACGAAUCCAAAAUUUGGUAGAGAUACCGGCAGACAUGAGGUCUAAUUGUCUCCACCCAGACGAUCCUUGCCAGUCAUAUCGAAAACGAUUUUUAAACGAACAUCAGGAAUCCCAUACAAUCUUCCAAGCCUCGAGAAAAGCCUGCAGCCCCCCAGCAACGGAUAAUAACUUCUUGGUAUCCAAAAGUCUGUUUUUCCACAAAUACUGGGAUCAACAUGGCCUUAGGCCUUGGCAUCCCCGGAAUCUUACAACGCAAGCUGGAGAGCGACCAAUUCGAUACAAUCCGGAGGAACUCAAUGUUGCUAUUCACAUACGGAGAGGUGACUUCCUAAUCCCAGAAACACAAGCAAAGCGGGGUAUCACGAAAGAUGAAGUAUUCGCUAAAGUUCUCAUUAACGCGCUUUCUGUUGUGCAAAAGGAAGGGGGUGUAUUCUCAGAAAUGCCUAUAGUGGUGCACAUAUACAGUGAAGGAAGGCUCCAGAAGGGCAGCGUCCUGUCAAUACACAUGAUCGAACUGCAAGAUAACUUGUACUACGAUAGCAGCGGGACUCCGAGAAACGCAGUCUGGUGGAAAAGUCUGAUCUUGAAAACACUAUCACGCUCCAACGCGAUUGAACUUGAGUCACUCAAAGAACGGCUUACAGUAUUAUUUCACAUCAGCGAAGACACCUUGCUCUGCCUCCACGAAAUGGUGUCUGCAGAUAUCUUCAUCGGAAGCAAGAGUGGACUUAGCAACGCAUUGGUGUGGUCACUGUCUCGAGGAGUUGUACUCAUUCCAUAUGCCCCAACGAUUAACAUCGAGAAAGGCAAAAAAGGUAACGUGUGUUGCUCCAUUCCAUUUGCAAAUGAGGAUGGCAUUUUCGAUACAAAGCAAUUCUCGAUGUACUGGAACGCAUAUUCUCAAGCAAACUCCGAGAGCGCCUCAGAGGCCUUUGCUACGUAA